Molecule: messenger RNA, 2562 nt
Organism: Thalassophryne amazonica
Lineage: Eukaryota; Metazoa; Chordata; Actinopteri; Batrachoidiformes; Batrachoididae
Product: heterogeneous nuclear ribonucleoprotein A0-like
Exons: 3
Coding region: 62-961 (299 amino acids)
Molecular function (GO): RNA binding
Source: RefSeq, a predicted model, not a curated record
UACCGCCGCCAUUUUAAGACUUCUUCUCCGCUUUGUCUUCUGACUACCGACUGUUUCCACCAUGUCCGACCAACUUCGCAAACUUUUCGUCGGCGGCCUGAACGUGGACACCGACGACGACGGCCUCCGCAGGCAUUUCGAGCAGUUCGGCACGCUCACCGACUGCGUGGUGGUCGUGAACAAACAUUUGCAGCGCUCGCGCUGCUUCGGCUUCGUCACCUACUCGAAGAUCGACGAGGCGGACGCAUGUGUGGCGGCGAAGCCGCACAUCAUCGACGGCAACAUGGUGGAGGUGAAGCGGGCCGUGGCCAGAGAGGACGCCAACAAGCCCGAGGCUCUCGCCAAGGUGAAGAAAGUCUUCGUGGGCGGCUUGAAAGACGAUAUCGAGGAGGAGCACCUGAAGCAGCACUUCGGUCAGUUCGGCCAGAUCGAGAAGGCCGAGGUCAUCUCCGAGAAGAACACUGGCAAGAAGCGUGGCUUCGGCUUCAUCCACUUCUGCGACAACGACGCGGCCGAUAAGGCCGUCGUAGUGAAGUUCCACACGGUGAACGGACACAAAGUGGAGGUGAAGAAGGCCCUGACCAAACAGGAGCUGAUGGGCCCCACCAGGGGCGCGAUGGUGCCGAGAGGAAGGGGAGGCCGCGGAAGCAUGAGGGGUAAUCAAAAUGGCUACGGCGCCAGAGACUAUGGCGGCAGCUACAACUACGGAAAUGGCGGCGGCGGAGGCUACGGUUAUGGAGGGUACGGCGGGCCGUACGGAGGUGGCUACGGUGAUCAGGGGAGCGGCUACGGUGGCGGCAACGGCUACAACGACUUCGGCGGUGGUUACGGUCAGCACCCGUCCAGUUACGGCCCCAUGAAGAUGACGCCGUUCGGGGGGAAUCAGAGGAGCGGUGCUCCUUACGGCAGAGGCGGCGGCGGAGGCGGCUACCCCCGCGGCGGCUACGGCGGCGGCUACUGAGUGGCUCUGCGGCUCUCACGAUUCGAGACUGCAAAGUAAAAUAAAGCGACUUCUGCUGUGAAACUCUACCCCCCCUACAAAAUCCCAUUGAGGACAUCAAAAAAGCCUGAACAGGUAGGAAGGUCACUUCCUAGAGAUGCUGAAUUUUACAGCAACGGCUGUUGCCGAUUGACUAGGACACAAAUUUAUCUGGUCUUGAAUAACUUUUUUUUUUUAAUGUACCCACGCCAAGGGCGUCUAGCUGUCGUUUAGAGUUGGCUUUCUUUUAUAUAUUUGCGUUGUUUUUGAAACCUUGAUGUAGAAUUUUUAGUUUUAUUUUUUUGCUUUUUUAUUUUCAGCGAUUAGAUUAGCUAAAACUCGUGUGACGUAAAAGAAAGCAUGUUCAUUGUUCUGGCUUAUUUAGCUGUCAUGUGUAUCCUCAUUAUUGCCAUGGUGACGUAAGAAUUUAUUCAAGAGAAAAAAAAAUCCAGUUUGUCUCCCAAUAUUGUUCUUACUCGAACUAUUCUUACUCAGUCUACCAAUAGUUUCAGUCUAUUGUUCAUUUAUCCACUGUAUAUUGUAUACUUGUCUGGACAACAAAACUUACUGUUUAAUCACUUUAUGCAUAUGUCUGUUCGUUUUAAAUAAAAGGUUAUACGAAUUAGCUUAGUUACUUUACUCAUUUAACCAGGUUUCCUCAAGUUAUUCCACAGGUUUUAAGUGCCAUCAUCUUGAUCUUUAGUUACACUUGGCAUCUUUACCACUGUUAAUUCCUUACACACUCAGGUGGGUGAAACGGAUGGUUGUAGUGUACCCACAGCCAACGCAUGUAGGCUUUUUUUUUUUUACUGUCAUCUUUAGAUUUUGUUGACAUUUCUAUUACAAACUGCUCUGUGAACAUGAGGGCUCUGAUAUUUAUCUUUGAUUAUUCCUAUAUUUAGGUGUUCAUACUUGUAUUCCAGUAGGCUAUCCCAGCCAAAAUAGCCGUAGCAGUUUGUUUUAGGCUACAUCAGGACCCUGUUGAUUACCUGGGGUCGAUUGUGAUAGGAGUCUGAAAUAUCUCUUUAGGAUAUCCACAUCCAGCAAACUAGGUAUGUAAAUCAACCUGUCUUCACUCUGUGUUGGUCAACAAUGUAAGGAGUAUCUUUAUGAUGGCGCACAAAUGUGCCAUAUUUUCAUUUAAAGCAGCUUUGACAACUUAAUCAUAGCUUUUAUAUGCGUCUUUAUGUAGCUAAUCUUAACAAUUGAAGGGGGAGGGAGGGUGUACUCUAUUUAGUGUCUUUAAUUAAGGGGGUGGGAGGGGACCCUGAUUUUGUUCCUGCAUUUAAAUAGUGGAACAAUUAAAUCAGUGUCUCCUCAAGACCCAUCAUGUUUGUCCAGCUUCUCACUCUGUUUCUCUCCCAUCUCCUCCAGGUUGUUACGGCAACCAGGGCAUGAGGACCUCUCCCCAUAAAGGGCGGGGUGUGUCUCCAUGGCGGUGGGGUGAUUGGAGUGGUUGUGCCUUCUCCCCAUCAGGAUGUGGCUGCUACGGAUGUGAUUGCUGAUCAUGUGUGAAAAAGAAACCAUCUGUUAUGCUGGCUGGUACUUUUAAUGAAUGUUAAUAAAUCAUGUAUUCUUCUAUA